CAAAAAAAAAAAAAAAAAAAAAAAAGGAAAACAAAAAGAAGGAAUGGACGAAAGGGCAGGGAGUGCGGGUUGCAGGGAAAAAAGGGCGACGAGAGAGCGACAAGCGCAGCGACAGCGAGAAGGCGAGCCAAAAGGCCCAAAGCCAGACCGUGAAGAGCGACCGGCGCAGGCGGGGCGACCCAGGGUGGCAGGCCCGAGCAGCGCGACGAGAGGGCCCGACGGCAGAAAAUGAGGAUGGGAUGGGAUGGGUGGGUGCAACUAGUGAUUCCAAGGAGCAGGGCAACGCCGGAACUCGACGGUGGAUCUCCAUCCAUGAGGCCGUCGCGGACCCAUCCUGUCCUUUCAUGCAUUCCAAUGGAAAGCUGAAAAUGGUCUGGAGGCAACGUCGAUUUCGGGUGAUUUUAGGGGGACUGGGGAACGUCACAACUUUUCUCCCUCCCCAGCAGGAUUAUAUCAUGCCUCGGGCCAGGCGAAGAGAAGGGCAGAGAAGGAAAAAAAAAAAAAAAAAAAAAAAAAACAUCUCCAAGCUUCAACCUUUACACUUCAAACUUCAUAGAGAAACAGGUAAUGGAAAUCACUGGAUGGACUUACUGAAGAAACCAAAAUCCAAAGAGCCAGUGGGGAUGACAGAAGCAGGUACCCCGUUUCACUUUUUGCUGGGGGGUGAUUUUUUUCGUUUCCUUUUUUGGUUUCUCUGGGUUUUGGAAUUGCUGGUAACUACCUAACCUUAGUACGGUAGUAAUGACGUUCUCUAUUUUUGCGUUUUUUUUUCUUUCGUCUGAAUCGUUCUUCCGAUAUAGUUUGUAGUUGGUUCCUUUCUGGCUGAAGGUCCUCCGGAACUCGUUCAGAACUCUUCAGGAAACACUGACAGCAUUCGGCGCGUCCAGGUAAUCCGAUCUAUGCAGUCGUCUGAAUUCAGAAAGGAGGGGAAGAGGGGCAGUUUCAUCGAAAAAUUGACCCG
Aspergillus steynii IBT 23096 is the source of this 961-nucleotide messenger RNA. RefSeq lists its product as uncharacterized. The transcript has a single exon. Lineage: Eukaryota; Fungi; Ascomycota; Eurotiomycetes; Eurotiales; Aspergillaceae. The record is from RefSeq and is a predicted model, not a curated record. The coding region runs from base 240 to 725 and encodes 161 amino acids.